This is a messenger RNA of Coniosporium apollinis CBS 100218, 834 nucleotides long. RefSeq lists its product as uncharacterized. The record is from RefSeq and is a predicted model, not a curated record. Gene Ontology annotation, cellular component: Golgi membrane; endoplasmic reticulum membrane. Gene Ontology annotation, biological process: transmembrane transport. The transcript has 2 exons. Lineage: Eukaryota; Fungi; Ascomycota; Dothideomycetes. Gene Ontology annotation, molecular function: UDP-N-acetylglucosamine transmembrane transporter activity. The coding region runs from base 1 to 834 and encodes 277 amino acids.
AUGUUCUUCGCGGUCAACAUGCUCAACAACUGGGCCUUCGCAUUCGACAUCAGCGUGCCUGUGCACAUCAUCCUGCGCAGCUUCGGCAGCGUCUCGACUAUGGCGGCUGGGUGGCUGAAGGGGAAGCGGUAUUCACGCCUGCAGGUUUUUUCGGUGGCAUUGCUGACGGUCGGGGUUGUGGUUGCUGCGUGGGCGGAUGCUAAGGGGAAGGGCAAAAGCAUGUCGACCUCUAAAUUAGACCUCACCUCCCCCUCCUUCGAAGCCGGCCUCCUCGUCCUCCUCCUCGCCCAGCUCCUCUCCGCCUAUAUGGGCGUCUAUGUGCAGGAGAUCUACGAAGCGCACGGCAAGCACUGGCACGAGAACCUGUUCUACAGCCACUUCCUCAGUCUGCCUUUAUUCCUCCCCUUGAGCUCGACCCUGCAGCGGCAGUACCACCGCUUAACACUGUCGCCUCCGCUGCAGCUCCCGUCCUCACUCACCGCACCCCUGCCCUCCGCGCUAGCGACAACCCUCGCGAAGACGCCGACGAGCGUCGCGAUGUUGAUGCUGAAUGCAGUCACCCAGCUGCUGUGUAUCUCGGGGGUGAAUCUGCUGUCGGCGAAUACGUCGGCGGUGACAGUGACGAUCGUGUUGAAUGUGCGGAAGCUGGUGUCGUUCAUGUUUAGCAUCUGGUUGUUCGGGAACAAGCUCUCGGGACAGAUGUUGUUCGGGGCUGCGCUGGUGUUUGGGGCGGGGGCGCUGUAUGGGUGGGAAACUAGUGUUGGGAUUAAGAGGAGGGAGGGGGGGCGAAAGAGUGUGGAGAGUGCGAAUGGGAGGGCGAGGAAGGAGUUGUAG